Molecule: messenger RNA, 2247 nt
Organism: Trypanosoma cruzi
Lineage: Eukaryota; Euglenozoa; Kinetoplastea; Trypanosomatida; Trypanosomatidae
Exons: 1
Coding region: 1-2247 (748 amino acids)
Biological process (GO): establishment of meiotic spindle localization; spindle organization; mitotic cell cycle
Cellular component (GO): spindle pole
Molecular function (GO): protein binding
Source: RefSeq, a predicted model, not a curated record
AUGCGCGAGCUUGGCGAUCAUGUAAGUUAUGAGGCGACAGCGACGACGAACCUAACAGAGGGCCGGGAAUCAUUGGGAGGGAUAAGUAUUCAUGAAAGCAUCAUCUCUGAGAGUAAGGUGGUUUCACCGAAUCCUAAAACUUACAUGCAAAUCAUGGAUAGGAAGCUGCGAUUUCUGUCGAGGGUUUUCCCAGAUGAAGAGUUUGAAAGAAAAAAACUCGCAAUUGUUAUUAUACAGAGUUUCUGGCGAGGAGCCGUUGACCGUCGUGAAUGCCGCCGACUCCAGUCAAUGGUACAUGAGACUACCAUCAGGCGUGAGGCCGCUGAGAUCAUUCAGCGUGCAUUCCGCAACCACUGUGCUACUCGAGAGUGCAUACGGAAAAAGAAGGAACUUAGAGCACAUCGAAUUGUUGUGCAGCGUGUGACGCUUAUUCAGCGUUAUCUGUAUCAGAAGAACAGCGUGGAAAAAACUGGGGGGAAAAAAGUCAUUUUAAUUAAACGAGCCAUUGCUGAAAUAUUGGAAGCACGUCGGAGAAACGCUGCUGCCAUUCGUUUACAGUCAUUUUGGCGUAUGUGCACUGUGUGGAUGUGGCUUCGUCGUGUUGUGGCAGCGACUAGGAAGAUUCAGUGUGUAUUGAGAGGGCACAGGGGAAGAGUCAGGGCGAGGGAGAGACGUGUCUACGUCCGCUUGGAGGAGCAGAAGCGGAUAGCCAGGCACACUAUGGCUGCUCGGCCCAUUCAAGCGUGGUGGAGAAAUGUGUUGUUGCUUCGUGCGUGCAAAGCCAUUUUGACGCGCAGACAACGCGAUGUCAUGGUGUACCUGGAAGAAAUAGAGGAAAAAUUUAAUGUAGAGUGGGAGCGCAUCAAGCACCUCCCCAACAUGGAGCUCUGCAUACUGAAAAUAUUGGCUGUGCUCCGAGGCUUCCACUGUCGUGUGGAAAUUGCAUGGCAACGGAAACGUAUGCACAUUCUUCGUCGCUUUUUUCUGCGCAUUGUAUGGAAAAAACGAGAACAACGACGCCUAAAGUGCCUACGGGAGGAGUGGCAGGGAUCUCGCAUGUUGCGGCGUCGGCGGGAGGAGGUGUUGGAUGCGGUUCUCCGUAUACAAUGUGCUGCUCGCCGUUGGUUGGCCUCUCGAGUACGAAGCGUUUUGUGGGCGGAGUUUCAGAGGAAGCAUCAUCAGGCCUGCGUUAUCCAGCGCACUUAUCGACGCCAUGUGGGUCGACGGUGGAUUCGGGCCCUAAAGGAGGAAGCGAGGCUUGAGGAGGAAAAGCGCAUGGUGGGUCAGAUAAUUCAUUACAGUGCCUCUAAGAUUCAAGCCACUUGGCGCAUGUAUAGUGAGAGGCGCUCCCAGGCGGAGUACCUGCGCUUUCUUCUUUGGGAACGCCAUAUCCUCUCGUCUCGCAUCCAAAGGGCCUGGCGUGCGCACAGGGCUCGUCUUCAAUCCCAUUGGCGGCGCCUUCACGAAGAAGAUACGCAUCGUCAUUUCCAAGAGAGACAGUAUCGGCUGAUGGCCGUGAUUCGCAUCCAGUCUGUUGUACGCAUGUUUCUUGCGCGUCAAAAACUGUUGCAUGCAGGAGUGAGGCUGCGACCCACCCCGGCGUUUUUGAAUUGGUGUGCACAGCGAAUACAGUGCGCGUGGCGCCGUUACGCCGCCUACGAGUAUGUGCAGCAGCUCCGUUUUUCACGUUCUUACUACGAUCAGCAGAAGAUAAAUAUGGAGUCGUUGUAUACUUAUGCGACAAUGAUCCAAUCUUUGGUGCGGGCUAAAAUUCUUAACGUGCGGCGUGUUGCGGCUCGUCUCCUCGAGGUGGAAAACGACGAUGAGGACCACAAAAGGAAGCGGGAGGCGGCGAUGCGAUCGUAUUACGCCGCCAUCACCACACAGCAGAAAGGGCGGCUUUCGGAGGAUUUUCUUAGGCCACAACCAGCGACGCCGACGUCAUCCGUGACGACGGAGGGAGUUGCAACUUCCCCAGUGGAUGCAGGGCCUGAGGACUCCAAGGAAGAUGGCGAGAGGCUGGCAGACGAGCUUGUGCAGCUGGUCCAGCGCUGUGGUCGUGGUGCCCUGGCGCGUCGCAACAUGUUUGCCGUGCUCUUUGACACUCCCCGAUGGAAGGCGGCCGUGGAUAUACAGCGUGUGUGGCGCGGCUACUGUUCGCGGCAGCUCGUGGAGGUGUACUAUGAAUUUUUUGUGGAGGAAGUGAGGACUGAAGGCGAUAGAAGCGAAAAGGGGGGAAGCGCGUAA